AUGUCAGAGUCAGACGGCGAUUAUUUUUCCGACUCAGAUGUCGAGCCUGUGCCACGCAAGAAAAGCAAAACCAGUGAAUCUACACCACCUUCGUCCAAUGGAACCCCAGGCCCAAGAUCCAAUGCAUCAGAGCAGUACCAAAAGUUAUCGCAGUUGGAGCAUAUCUUGAAAAGACCCGAUACGUACAUUGGGUCUGUGGAAAAGAACAAAGUGGAAAUGUGGUGUUUUGACAGCGAGAGCGAGUCCAUGGUCUUCAAAGAAGUCACGAUCGUGCCCGGUCUUUACAAAAUCUUCGAUGAGAUCUUGGUCAAUGCUGCCGACAACAAGAUUCGUGAUCCGAGCAUGAAAAACAUCAAGGUCAACGUGGACGCACCCAACAACACCAUCCUGGUGAUGAACGAUGGUCGCGGAAUCCCUGUGGAAAUCCACACCAAGGAGCAGAUGUACAUUCCGGAGAUGAUUUUUGGAAAUUUGCUCACGUCUUCAAACUACGACGACGACCAGAAGAAAGUCACUGGUGGACGUAACGGUUUUGGUGCCAAGCUCUGUAACAUUUUCUCCACGGAAUUUACUGUCGAAACAGCCGACCAAAACACAGGCAAACUCUAUAUCCAGACUUGGACAGACAACAUGUCCAAAGUCGGUAAGCCAAAAAUCACAAAGGUAAAAAACAAAAAGGAAUACACAAAAGUCACAUUCAAGCCAGACUUGACGAAGUUCAACAUGGACGCGUUGGACGAAGAUAUCCUUGCCGUUCUUAAUAGAAGAGUUUAUGACUUGUGCGGAACGGUGAAAGACUGCAAUAUCUACUUGAACGAGAAAAAAUUGGCUAUUCGAAACUUCAAAGGCUACGUUGAGAUGUACGUUAAAGCAAUUCAAGCCAGAAGCCCGCAAAUCGCAGGCGAUGUCACCGCUCCAUCAAUUGUAUAUGAACAAGUGAAUGAGAGAUGGGAGCUAGCCUUUGCCGUCAGCGACGGAAACUUCAAUCAAGUGAGUUUUGUCAACUCCAUCGCUACAACGGCCGGAGGAACGCAUGUGAAGUACGUGACAGAUCAAAUUAUCGACAAGUUAUUGGCCGAAUUAAACAAGCAAGAAAAAGGGAAGAAAAAACUUAUGAUCAAAGCCAAUCAAAUUAAAAAUCACAUUUUCAUCUUCGUCAACUGUUUAAUCGAGAACCCUGCUUUUACCUCUCAAACAAAAGAGCAGCUCACAACCAGAGCAAGUCAGUUUGCGUCCAAGCAAAAAGAUAAAGUGACAAUCACUGACCAGUUCAUCAAGAAAAUCCUCAAAACAAAUAUCCGUGAAACCAUUCAGAGCAUUGUCGAUGCUAAUGAGGGAAAGGCAUUGCUGAAGGAUGAUGGAAAAAGAAGAACUCGAAUCAAAGAUCAAGCGAAGUUAGUGGAUGCAAACAAAGCUGGAACAAAGGAGGGUCACAAGUGUACAUUGAUCUUAACUGAGGGUGACUCCGCAAAGUCCUUGGCUGUGGCAGGUAUGGCCGUUAUUGGACGCGAUUACUAUGGAUGUUUUCCGCUUAGAGGUAAGUUGCUCAAUGUGAGAGACGCAUCGACAGAACAGAUUGCCAAAAAUGCAGAAAUCACAGCGUUGAAACAGAUCAUCGGCUUGCAGCAUCGCAAACACUACACCCUUGAGAAUAUCAAGGAUUUACGAUAUGGCCAUGUGAUGAUCAUGACGGAUCAGGACCACGAUGGCUCUCAUAUUAAAGGUUUACUUAUCAAUUUCUUUGAGUCAAGUUUCCCGGGCUUGCUUAACAUCCCAGGCUUUUUACUUGAGUUCAUCACACCUAUCGUCAAAGUCACGAUCAAGGGAAGAGGAAGACAAGCAGCAAAUGUGAUUUCCUUUUAUUCUAUGCCAGAAUUUGAAGAGUGGAGAGAUACAGAGGGUACAAACUGCAGAUGGACCCACAAGUACUACAAGGGUUUGGGUACUUCUACGUCUGUUGAUGCAGUAGAGUAUUUCUCCAAGCUCGAUAAGCACUUGAAAGAGUUUCAUGCCUUGGAGCUGGAUGAACCUCCAUUGAUCGAAUUGGCCUUUUCGAAAAAGAAGGCUGAUGAUAGAAAAGAGUGGUUACAAGGAUUUCAACCGGGCACUUUCCUUGAUUCGGACAUGAAGGUGAUUCCCAUCAAGAAUUUCAUUAACGAAGAGUUGAUUUUGGUUUUCCAUGGCUGGAUAAUAUCAGAUCCAUUCCUUCAUGUUUGGAAUGGUUUCCAACCUGGGCCAAAGAAAAGUCAUGUUUGGUUGUUUCAGAAGAAUUUGGUCAAUUGA
Messenger RNA from Clavispora lusitaniae ATCC 42720, 2283 nucleotides. RefSeq names its product DNA topoisomerase 2 (gene TOP2). The record is from RefSeq and is a predicted model, not a curated record. Gene Ontology annotation, molecular function: DNA topoisomerase type II (double strand cut, ATP-hydrolyzing) activity; ATP binding; DNA binding. Lineage: Eukaryota; Fungi; Ascomycota; Pichiomycetes; Serinales; Metschnikowiaceae. Gene Ontology annotation, biological process: resolution of meiotic recombination intermediates; sister chromatid segregation; DNA topological change. Gene Ontology annotation, cellular component: nucleus.